CCGAAGGUAUGAGGGUGUGAGGAAGGAUGCAGCUCCAGGAGAGAAUGGCGUUGAUGAUGAUGAUUCCUCGAGCUGUGAGCUCGGAGGUUCUGGAGGUGUUUGCUGCGGUGAUGGUGCUCAGAAUGUGAUUUGUUUUUGUGACAUAAUGCGCAAAAGCUGUAUGGAUGCUGUAGACUGCCCGAAGCCUGAGAGGAGUAAUUAUGGUAGUAAAGCCCGUAUAACAGGUUGUCUUUAGGUAUGUGUGGUUUGAUAGGAAAAUAUCAUGCAAGUACUACAUAUAAAAAGUUUUAAAAUGAGACCAUAUGGUUCUGAGUUGGCCCUACAACAGAUCCAAGUCCUUUGCAUACAUUUUAGCAGAAUGUUAUCUUUUUAAAUGGAGGCACAGCAUACUUUUGAGAAAUCAACAAACUUUAAGAACCAGAUUAACAGCCUGUAAGUGUUAUUAGUGUCUUGUUAGAAAUGUAAUACUAAGUGAUUAAGGUAAACUCCAGUGUGGAUAUAGACCAGGUAACAACACUCUUAAGAGUUUCUAGAGUAUAUAGGUGCAUCAUUCCCCUAACAAAAUCUAAUGAUCAGAAGAACAAAGGUAUGGGGUUCUGGAAGGUCAAAGACCAUGCCAAUGACAAAAUGAUCACAAAGUAAGUCCAUAUAAGGAAAUACACAUAUUGAACACUGCAAAGAAAGAUGAAGAGCAGACAGAGAAUGACAGUGAAACUGACUUUGGAGUAACAAAGACAAGAUGACAACAGCAAAGAGUUAUAUAUAGAAUCCAUGAGAUAUUACGUAACUACUAAGACACAAUUCAACAUAGAUAUCAAAAUAAAUAAAACGACAAACUCAUUUCAAAAGAUUAGCAGAUAAAAAGACAUCAGUGAAUCAGAUGGUAUCAAAGGUCACUUGUACACAUGCCUUUGAUCAAUCUUCUUUUGUAUGUCAUACUGUCCCAUCAGUGUCUAACACUGAGUCUAAAAGCAGGACUGUCUUUGUGUGGAUGGUACCGAUAUCAGCACCAUCACAUCACAACUAACAGUCAGCCUCUUUGGAAAGCCCUUUGAUGGCGGGAAAAGGAUGGACAAUGGUGGGCCGCAGCAGCAGCAGCAUAUGGAGCAGCAGCAGCCUUACCACCCACAGCAUCCUGCCAUGAUGCGGCUGUAUGAGGUCCAGAAGGAGGUGGCGUCGCUGGGUCCUCAGGUGUGCACCUUCAGCGGGCUGCAGAACGACCGGGACUACAAGCGUCUAGAGAGGGAGCUGACACGGCUGCUGCUGGAGGUCGAUCAGGUUGACACGGAGGGAAAGCCGGAGCUGCAGGGGGCUCGAAAGAGGGCGGCGCAGGAGGUGGAAGGUCUCCUGCGAUACCUGGAGGAGAACGCCACUCAUCCCUCCCGUUUGGCCAUUGAAGAUCUGAGCAACGAGGCGCGAGCGCUGGUGGACGAUCGUGUGGUGGCGCCUCAGCGAGCCGGCGGUGUGGCUGAGAUAAAUGACGAGCUGGUGGACGCCCUGCAGGGCCUGAUCCUGAAGCUCACCCAGGUGAAGACCGAGGGGAGGGUUCCACUCCGAAAAGCGCGCUACAGAGCGCUGACCAGACUGUGCGCCAUACAGGACGUGGUCGAAGGUCGCACGCAGCAGCAGACCCUGUCCCUGCCCCUGUCUGGAGAAACCCAUGAGGCCGUGCACCGGAUCAACCAGGUGAUGGUAAAGGUGAGCGUGGCCCGCAGCCAGCUGGUGGCGCUGCUAAUGGGCCUGAGCGGCAGAGACAGCUGUGCCCAUCUGUCACGUCUCCUGACGGAGAUGCAGGUGGAGCUGGACGCUCUGGAUGUUUCUGGAAACGCAGCCAUCAGAAAUUACCGGAAGCAGGUGGUGGAGGAGAUAAAUGGUCUGCUGAAACAUGUGGACCUGGAAGUGGAAGGAGACGACACCCGCAGAUAUGAUUUGGCUCAGAACAACUCCAUCCGUGAGAUCGAGGCUGUGCGCGCUCACGUGGUCCACCUCAGAGAGGGCAUCCUGCGACACUGUGCUGUGGGUGACCUCAGCUUCAGACCCAAAGCUGAACUCCAGAGUCUCCUCACUCACUUGGACCAGGUGGACACAGCAAAGAACCCCUGUAUUCGGGAGGCUCGUCGCCGUGCCGUGGUGGAAGUUCAAGCCGUCAUCACCUUCCUGGACCUCCGCGAGGCCCUGGCCAGACGCCAGCCUGGUCCCGCCGAGCACCCAGCCCACCGGGCCGUGUGGCUGGUUCUGGGCAGCCUGUCCGAUCUCCAGGCCCAGGUUCUGGGCUUCGACGGCAAGCGUGUUGACAAGAGCUACAUGAUGCUGGAGGAGCUGCUGACCAAACAGCUGCUGGCGCUGGACGCCGUGGACCCACACGGUGAUGAGAUGACCAAGGUGGCCAGGAAGCAGGCGGUGAAGUUUGCCCAGAACAUUCUCAACUACUUGGACAUGAAGACGGACGAGUGGGAGUACUGAGGAGCCGAGUGAAACGUCCUGUAAAUUACACUAAACUGUGUCAUUCCACAUGUGCUGUAAAUACAGAUUCAAGCUCCCAGAAUGCACUGCAGCAGCGCUUUUCCUCCAGUGAUUGUGGCUGAACCUGAGAAACAGAAACAUUUGUGAACAUUUUUUUUUUAUGUGAGGUUUUGAAAUAUAUUCAUUUUAAAUUCUCAGAUGUGUGUGACACAGAGAGAGAGUUUCCUGGUCGUUGUGAUUGUGUCUCCACUUCCUGCUUCCUGCAGUCACAUCCUCGGACUGAGCUUGAUGAUGAUGAUGAUGAUGAUGAUGGUGAUGGAUUGGUGAAGUCGUCAUGACUUCUCUGUGUGGUCAGCUGAACUCCAACAUCAGUUCUAAUGAAAACCAAAGUGGAAGUGUUGACAUGAGACACCAGAGGGUUUUCUCACACACGAUUCAAUCUUCAUCUGAAAGUUUAACAGUAAAGUCAGCGCUGAAGAAUCGGUUUACUGCUCGUCUGCUCCUCUGUCUGUCGUUUG
Messenger RNA from Cynoglossus semilaevis (tongue sole), 2981 nucleotides. RefSeq names its product BCL2 associated athanogene 5 (gene bag5). Gene Ontology annotation, biological process: protein stabilization; negative regulation of protein ubiquitination; regulation of inclusion body assembly. Lineage: Eukaryota; Metazoa; Chordata; Actinopteri; Pleuronectiformes; Cynoglossidae. The transcript is spliced from 3 exons. The coding region runs from base 1069 to 2463 and encodes 464 amino acids. Gene Ontology annotation, cellular component: cytoplasm; nucleus; cytosol. Gene Ontology annotation, molecular function: adenyl-nucleotide exchange factor activity; protein-folding chaperone binding. The record is from RefSeq and is a predicted model, not a curated record.